CUUUUCCCCGGAAGUGACGCCUGGGUGAUUUCCAGUGAGAGCUGAGAGUCCGGCAGCGGCGGCUGGAGGUCUGGUUACCAUGGGAGCGAGUGGAGAAGGCGGCAGCCCCGCUGGAGGCCUCCCGGAACCUGAGCAACCCGGCACGAACCCCUGGAACAUCAUGAUUAAGCACCGCCAAGUUGCUCGAAGGGGUCGGAGAUCACAGAUGGCAGUGAGCUUCACCAAUCCAAACAUAUCCAUGGAUCUAUUGCGAACUGUUCUGCAGCCUCACAUCAAUGAGGAGAUUCGCGCUGUGAUCAGCAAGUAUACCAUGUUUUUUCAGAAGGCGGCAUGGAAUGUGAAGGAGAAUAUUGGGGAAGACGUGGAUCCUGAGCAACUAGUGCAGGAAACCUGUAAAAACUGUUUGGAACAGGCUAAGAUGAUGUAUGCAGAUGGAGGGAAGAUGAUUACCAAACCAAUUGGAGAGCUUUCUGCCAUAAAGCGCUCACGACAAAUGGAGGAUGACCUGAGCCAGAGAGGGAGUCCAAUCCCAAAGAAGAGAAAAGGACGACCACCAGGACAUCUGAUUUCAUUUGACCGGACGACCCCAAGUGCUACUGUCUCAAAGGUGAAGUAUACUGAGCCAAUCAAACGGGAAGGACCUAAGUGGGACCCAUCCAGGCUGACUGCAUCAACCACAUUUGUGCUUGGGUCACGUGCUAACAAGGCCUUGGGAAUGGGCGGCACCCGUGGAAGAAUCUAUAUCAAGCACCCUGAAUUAUUCAAGUAUUCUGCAGACUCGCAGGACAAGCACUGGCUCGGGGAGAAGCAUCACAUGCCAGCCACAGGGGGCAAGAUGGCUUACCUGCUAAUAGAAGAUGACAUUCGAGAACUGGCUGCCAGUGAUGACUACAGGGACUCCCCCGAGCUGAGACUGGAUGAACUCCGACCCUUUGUUGUUCCCUUCUGGAUCCUGGAGAAGAUGCAGAAAUACAUGAUGGCUGUACGGACAGAGAAGGAGUAGGAAGUUAAGCAGAGCUAGGGAGGGAGGGGGGGCACCAGAAUAUGAAACUUUUAUUUCCAGGAUCGGCUGGGUAUCCCGUGGUGUAAUUAGUCCUGUCGAGGACUGAUUGUAGUUUCUAUCAUUGGUGUUUCUGAAAGAGAUGCUCAGUGUGAGAGAGUACCACUUGACUCAGGAACUGCCAACGAUCAUGAAGCACUGAAGAGGCCACACUUGCUUGUUGUAAUACUGUGUGAAACAAUUAAGGCUGGUCGCAUUAACAGGUGCCUCUGUUACUGUGAUACAUAAAGCCUGUGUCUGAUAGUCACUGAGAUGUGCUUUUGGGCCUUACAGGAAUCUGGGCCAGGAGGGAACUAUUCUCCACAUGUUUGAAAUAUAUAAUGUUGUUGAAGUAAACCGUUGUUCAUUGACUGUGGUGCUGGGAGUGCUGCUGCCUGCACCUCAGGGAUGAACAGUUGAAAUGUGACAGUAUCCUGGCUCAAGGACUUAACAAUGACAUCCAUUUGAAGCAGCACAGCCCAAACAUUAAAAACGAUCGGCAGAGCAGGCUUCUGAAUUACCAGUGUGACGUCUUGAUUUCACAAUCCACAUCCGGGCACAGAUUGUUGUAAAUGGCACACAGACAAAACCACAGCACGAUUACAGAUUUCUUGUCUGUGCAUUUGUGUGGUGAAUACAGUUAAAGAUAUUUUUCAGUAAACAGUAUUGAGACGGUG
This is a messenger RNA of Carcharodon carcharias (great white shark), 1716 nucleotides long. RefSeq names its product deoxynucleotidyltransferase terminal-interacting protein 1 (gene dnttip1). The transcript is spliced from 13 exons. The record is from RefSeq and is a predicted model, not a curated record. Gene Ontology annotation, molecular function: nucleosome binding; DNA binding. Bases 80 to 1003 code for a protein of 307 amino acids. Gene Ontology annotation, cellular component: nucleus. Lineage: Eukaryota; Metazoa; Chordata; Chondrichthyes; Lamniformes; Lamnidae.